CCCAAACUAUCAGUGGGGAAUUAUAUAAAGCUCAUCCUGUCUUUAAACCAAAGCAUUUCUCCAACAGAGACACACAUUCUUCUGCACGCUACAGGAUGUCUGCACACAUCAGACCAGUAUCUCCUGUAUUUGUGGUGCUCGUCUGUCUGGCAUUCUGUAGCAGGCUAAGCAGCAUGAAAGCAGCAUCCAUCUGUACCAAUGGCCAGACCGGAUGCCACUUUAUCUCCCUGGCCAACCUUUUUGACCGGGUCAUUCAGCACUCAGCGAGGAUGCAUGGCAUAUCGAAUGACCUUCACUCUGAAUUUGAACUGUACUUCCUUCCCAGUAAGAACCAGAUUGGCCGGGUCAGUCACAACUGCCAUACGUCAACCAUUCUAACUCCAAAUGGCAAAGAGAAUGCUCAGAGAAUAGCGAGAGAGGAACUGACGGAGGUGAUUCUGAAACUCCUGGUUGCAUGGCGAGAUCCUCUGUGGCAUUUUCACCAGGAUAUAGCUCAACACCAUGAAUUCAAUAACUUCAGCUCAAAUAAGUCUCUGGAAAUGAGCGACAUGGUGCAUGAACUACGGAAAGGUGUGCAAAAAGUGGUUGAAAAGAUGCAGAUGCUGGGAAUAAUAAGCCCCUCUAUUGGCAACCUGGGUACCCCUGAGGCUCUGUUGGCAUCUGAUAGUGCUGAAUGGCGACUCAUGAACGACUAUGAUCUCCUCUACUGCUUUCGCCGUGAUUCAAACAAGAUCCAGCACUACCUGAAGAUCCUGAAGUGUCGUAUAGUUCCUGAACAUGGAUGCUGAAAGGAAAACAACAGCUCCUGGUGUGUUGGACUCCCAGCUGUGAAAUGAAAAUACUCAAUUUAAAAACAACACAUAUCCUGAUUUACUGUGCUUUUUAACUGCAGACAGAUCAGGCAUAAAUUAGCUACACUUAUAAUUUGUUCAGUUCUGUCAUGAAUGAAGACCUGCUGACAAGCAGAGACUCUGCUUACUAUGUACUUCAUGUAUGAUUUUACCUUGAAAUCUUCAGCAGAAGAAUGGACAUAAUGUAAAACAUGUUUACAACUGUCAUGUAAAAUGCACAAUGUAUUGAAGAAUGUUUGUAUUGUAUAGCAAACAUUACUAGAAAAAAUAUAUCAUUGUCAUUUCAA
Molecule: messenger RNA, 1138 nt
Organism: Girardinichthys multiradiatus
Lineage: Eukaryota; Metazoa; Chordata; Actinopteri; Cyprinodontiformes; Goodeidae
Gene: prl2
Product: prolactin 2
Exons: 5
Coding region: 96-788 (230 amino acids)
Biological process (GO): response to nutrient levels; positive regulation of receptor signaling pathway via JAK-STAT
Cellular component (GO): extracellular region
Molecular function (GO): hormone activity
Source: RefSeq, a predicted model, not a curated record